Trichoderma virens Gv29-8 is the source of this 990-nucleotide messenger RNA. RefSeq lists its product as uncharacterized. Gene Ontology annotation, cellular component: cytoplasm. NCBI's taxonomy places the organism in Eukaryota, Fungi, Ascomycota, Sordariomycetes, Hypocreales, Hypocreaceae. Bases 1 to 990 code for a protein of 329 amino acids. The transcript has 3 exons. The record is from RefSeq and is a predicted model, not a curated record.
AUGGCCACCGUCAUCAACAAGAGCGUCGGUCCUAUUGGCUACGGCCUCAUGGGAUUCACUUGGCGACCAGAGCGUCCUCCUUUGGACCAGGCCAUUGCCGCGUUAAAGACGGCAGUGGAAAAUGGCAUGACUCUUUGGAACGGCGGCGAGUUCUACGGCACACCCGAGUGGAAUUCGAUGACUUUGCUCAAGGAGUACUUCACCAAAUAUCCGGAAGACGCCGACAAAAUUACGCUCAUCAUCAAGGGCGGCAUGGAUCUUGCUACGCAUAAGCUGGAUGGAUCUCCAGAGGGCGUUCGACGCUCACUCGACAACAUCAUCAACCAACUAGGUGGUACCAAGAAGCUGGAUCUCUUCAGCUGCACAAGGAGAGAUCCCAACGUCCCCCUGGAAGUGACCUUUGGAGUUAUCCAGAAGGAGUAUAUCGACACUGGCAAGCUUGGCGCCAUUGCGCUUUCUGAAUGCAGUGCCGAAACUAUUCAUGAAGCGGCCAAGAUUGCCAAGAUCGGCACUGUUGAGGUCGAGCUGAGCAUGUUCACCCCGGAUAUUCUUACCAACGGCAUCGCCGCGGCCUGUGCCGAGCACGGUAUCCCCAUCACCGCGUAUUCUCCUAUUGGACGGGGAAUCCUCACUGGCCGAUUCAAGGACGUUUCACAAGUCCAAGGCUUUGGCUUCAUCUCCAAGUUUCCCCGUUUCGAAAAGGCUGCGUUUGAACACAACCUCCAGCUGGUCGCUCAAGUCGAAGCCCUCGCCAAAGAGAAGGGCUGCACCCCGGCCCAACUCGCCAUCGGCUGGGUGCACAGCCAGAGCAACCGCCCGGGACGACCAACCAUCAUCCCUAUCCCCGGCGCCACAACAGCAUCACGAGUGGAGGAGAACUCUAAGCUAAUAAAACUAACGGAAGAGGAGGCGAAGAAGAUUGACACCCUCGUCGAGUCAUUCGAAGUUGCUGGCUCUCGAUACCCUGCUGGCGCGCCAAGCAACACCUAG